AUGUCGGCACUGAACUUGCCAAAACCCGUCAACACAUACGCUGGGGAAGACGAACUCCGACAAAUACCCAAUGGGAGCGCUACAAAUGGGAACGGUACACCCGCAGCUGAAGAGGACGAAGGUCAAGGAGGUAUGGAGGAAGAUCGACCAUUAAGGGCAAGUGAUAAGUUGAAGGUGGGAAUUAUCUAUCCUCCUAGGGAGAUCAGAAAUAUCGUCGAUAAAACAGCAAAUCACAUAUCUAAAUCACCCACUCCCUUACUUUUAGAAGAGAAAAUAAGAGAACAUCAGAAGAGCGAUCCUAAAUUCGCUUUCUUGAACGAUGCCGAUCCGUAUCAUCAAUAUUAUCGAUACAUGCUGGUGAAAGUUAAAGAGGACGCCGAUGAUGUUGCAGCGGGAAUAUCAACUUCGACACCUGUACCAGAAGAGAAGAAGGAUAAGAAGGAAGAUGUCAUAAACGCUUAUGAACCUAAACCUUGGGAGUUUUUGGUAGAUUUACCUGGUGUGACAGCAAUGGAUCUGGAUAUCCUCCGACUGACCGCUCUAUUCCAUGCUCGUCGAGGUCGAUCUUUCCUUUCUUCUCUUUCGGUCAAAGAAGGUCGAAAUUACCAAUUCGACUUCCUCCGACCCACUCACUCUUUAUAUGGAUAUUACAAUCGCAUGGUCGAAUCUUACCAGAAAGUCAUGCAACCUCCUCCAGGAUUGAUCGAAAACUUGGUAAAAGAAGCUAAUGAUCCUGAGAUCAAGUGGAAGACAUUGGAAGAAGCUCGUAAUAGGGCAGAAUGGGAGAAAGGAAGAAGGAAGAGGGAAGAUAUCAAAGCUAAAGAAGAAGAGGAAGAGGCAAAAGCAUUUGCUGCUAUAGAUUGGCAAGAUUUCGUCACGGUAGAAACUAUCGAGUUCACGCAGAAUGAUGAACAGCUAGAAUUGCCCCCUCCAACUUCGAUAGAUAAACUUAGGACCAUGUCGAUGGCCGAGAAAAGAAUGGCAGCGAUGGUCAUGGAAGAGACUGGUGCUGGGCCAACGGCGGAAACGACCUUCCAGAAUGGUCAGAAUGCGGAUGAUGAGAUGGAGAUUGAGGAAGAAGAGGAAGAUGAGGAAGAGGAAGAAGUUAGAUUACAGCGUAUCAAAGCUGAGCAGGAACAGGCUAGAGCGAGGGAGGUGCAGAGAGCUGCUAUGGAGCAGAGAGGUUUGAAGAUUAAGAAGGAUUAUGUACCGAAAGGUAUACAAAGAGGUGGGAACGUGGCUACAGCCAAAUGUCCAAAUUGUGGUCAAUCGAUCCCAGAGAACGAAUUGUCAGAACAUAUGCGUAUCGAAUUAUUGGAUCCGAAAUGGAAAGAACAGAAGAAGAACCUCGAGAUGCGAAGAGCCCAAGCACAGCAGUUACAACAUGGUGCCGACGUCGUUGCAUCGCUCAAAAAUCUGGCUCACGCAAGAACCGAUCUGUUCGGAGACGACUUGGACGAAGCUCAGAGGAAACAGCGAGAAGAGGAAGAAAGGCAGAAGCGAAGGGAAAGAGAAAAGAUCAUUUGGGAUGGUCAUACGGCGUCUGCAGCAAAGACAACAGAAACUUUCCAAAGUUCAUUCAAUGUUGAAGAUCAGAUUAAGAAAUUGCAUAGUAGAAUUGGUUUGACCGAAGCACCGGCCAACGCAGCUGGACCACAGAUCGGACCCGGUACGCCCGGUGCACCUCAGGCUAUCCCACCACCUCUCGCAGCGGGAUUACAGACUCCUGGCGGAGGUACUGCGUACUCUGGAGCUACCAUCUCCGCUGCACCUACUGGACCGUCCACCAAAGAAUACAUAUCCGCUCCUUAUGAUCCCUCUUUCGCGCCUUCCCCUCAACCUCCUUCUGCGCCUUCUAUCCACCCUUCAAGGAUGGCAGCUAUCAAUGCUGCUUCCGCGUCCUCUGGUGGAUCGUCACCCCUGGCAGGCCAGGUCAGACCAUAUGAGGAUGAUGGCUCCGCUGAGAAACCCGUCUUCAAGAGGCCGAAGAUUGAGAAAUUACCUUAUGGCCAGCUGUACACUGAAACCGACUGGACCAAUCUUCAUCCUGACCCAAUAAACAUUUCCGUCCAACUCCCCAACAUGCCCGAAAAACCAGAAUACAAAUUGAAUGGAUCGAUAAUUACCAUCACUGAUCUACCCAUAACAACGCUCUUCUCGACCAUCAGAGAAAAGAUCAAGAGGAUUGUUGAUGCUGAUUUACCGAUAUCGAGAAUGAGGUUGGACUACGGUACAAAGGUUAUGAAUAAUGCUUCAACAUUGGCGAGUGUGAAUUUAGAUGAUGGAGAUAUGCUGAAUUUGGUUUUGAAGAAGAAAUAA
Kwoniella botswanensis is the source of this 2319-nucleotide messenger RNA. RefSeq lists its product as uncharacterized. The transcript is spliced from 7 exons. The coding region runs from base 1 to 2319 and encodes 772 amino acids. Gene Ontology annotation, cellular component: U2-type prespliceosome; U2 snRNP; catalytic step 2 spliceosome. NCBI's taxonomy places the organism in Eukaryota, Fungi, Basidiomycota, Tremellomycetes, Tremellales, Cryptococcaceae. The record is from RefSeq and is a predicted model, not a curated record. Gene Ontology annotation, molecular function: protein binding; RNA binding. Gene Ontology annotation, biological process: mRNA cis splicing, via spliceosome; regulation of alternative mRNA splicing, via spliceosome.